Odocoileus virginianus texanus is the source of this 3753-nucleotide messenger RNA. RefSeq names its product AGBL carboxypeptidase 2 (gene AGBL2). The record is from RefSeq and is a predicted model, not a curated record. Gene Ontology annotation, biological process: proteolysis. NCBI's taxonomy places the organism in Eukaryota, Metazoa, Chordata, Mammalia, Artiodactyla, Cervidae. Gene Ontology annotation, molecular function: metallocarboxypeptidase activity; zinc ion binding.
UGUGGCUCGGCGAGAGCUCCGCGAGCGCGUCCUCCGCCGGGUGCACGGCGGGGCCUCUGCCUGCGGGUGGUGACCCCUCCGCCUCACUCAGGCUCCUCCGUCGCGGCCGGCUCCGCGCCCAACCCCUGCUGCCCCGGACAGUCCGGGGCGCCGAGGCGGUGGCAACCUUCCCUCUGGCCUCCCAGGAAAUUGGGCCCCAUCCCUCGACUCUCCGGGAAACUGCCCUCCACCACCUUCUCCCUGACUCGGAAACCCGGAAACCCUGAAUUCCGUUUUCUGAGCCCCUGACCUUUCUUUUCCCACCCGCCCCGAGACGACUCCGCCGGACUCCCCUCCCCUUUUCUUUCACUCUCCAGCGGCGUCCUGGUGGUGGGCAUCCCCCUCAACCCGGAGAAGAAGCAUGGAGCCGGCAGGGGUCCUGGCGCCUCGGGAGGAGGAGGUCGGAAGACUGACCGCCCUCCCAGAUUCCUCAGCUCCUCCUAUGUAAUCAACUGCCCUUUUGGAAAUUGGGCAGGGGCUGUUGCUGGAUGCGGGUGUCACUGACUGUCUUCAGCAUACCAUGCAGAAGUAACAUGUUCCCAGCAUUGGACACAGAGCUAAAGCAGGAGACUCUUCCUGAUCCCUAUGAAGACUUUAUGCGCUAUCACCUCCAGUACUAUGGCUACUAUAAAGCUCAGAGAGGCAGUUUACCAAACUCUGCUACACACCAGCAUGUUUGGAAGAAUAAUCCUCGAUACCUGUUGAGUGGCUCUUUUGGAAAAAAAGAGGAUUUGACACCGAACCGCUUGCAAAAGGAGAAGCGUCUAUGGCCUACCUGUCUACCUUCAACUGUGCACAGACAGAUAGGAGCCGUGAGCAGAGAUUCUCUUAUGCUGAGGUCACCAUUUGUUAAGAGCAGACAGCUUCUUUAUGAUGACAUUGGCAAAGUAAACCCGCGUCUUAGAGAACCCCAAGAUCUCUUUGCUUUUUUCUCUGGAAACGCGCUGCUGCAGGCUCCAAGGUGGCCAAUAGAAUGUGAGGUCAUCAAGGAGAGCGUUCAUCAUAUUGAAUGGGUUCCACCUCAACCAGAAUAUUUCUAUCAACCUACAGGAAAUGAAAAGAUACCAGAAAUUGCAGGAGAAGAAAAAGGCACAAUUGUCUAUCAGUUAGAUUCAGUGCCCACCGAAGAUUCCUAUUUUACCAGCUCCAGAGUGGGAGGCAAACGGGGAAUUAUCAAGGAACUCUCUGUCUCCUUACAAGGACCAGAAGAUAAUACUCUGCUGUUUGAAUCAAGGUUUGAGAGUGGGAACCUGCAGAAAGCUGUCAGAGUAAACACCUACGAGUAUGAACUCACCCUGAGAACUGACCUCUACACAAACAAGCACACUCAGUGGUUUUAUUUUCGAGUUCAGAACACCAGGAAAGACGUCACCUAUCGCUUCACCAUCGUCAACUUGCUGAAACCCAAGAGCCUCUACACUGUAGGGAUGAAGCCGCUCAUGUACUCCCAGUUGGAUGCCAGCACCCGCAGCAUUGGCUGGCGGAGAGAAGGGAAGGAAAUCAAGUACUACCGGGACAGCACCGGGGACGGCCAGCAGCCCUCUUACUGUCUCACGUGGACCGUUCAGUUUCCACAUGACCAGGACACUUGCUUCUUUGCACACUUCUACCCGUACACGUACACUGACUUGCAGCGCUUCCUCCUGUCGGUGGCAAACAGCCCCAUCAAAUCUCAGUUCUGCAAACUCCGGACCUUAUGUAGGAGCCUCGCAGGAAACAACGUCUACCUGCUCACCAUCACCAACCCAGCUCGGACCCCUCAAGAGGCAGCUGCGAAGAAAGCUGUGGUCUUGACUGCCCGCGUGCACCCUGGGGAAAGUAACGGCUCCUGGAUUAUGAAAGGCUUUUUGGACUUCAUCCUGAGCAACUCCCCAGAUGCUCAGCUCCUCAGAGAUAUCUUUAUCUUCAAAGUGGUCCCCAUGUUAAAUCCAGAUGGAGUGAUCGUGGGGAAUUAUCGGUGUUCGCUGGCUGGAAGGGAUUUGAACCGGCAUUAUAAAACCAUUCUGAAGGAGUCUUUCCCCUGCAUCUGGCACACCAGGAAUAUGAUCAAGAGACUCCUUGAAGAAAGGGAGGUCCUCCUGUAUUGUGAUCUCCAUGGCCACAGCCGGAAGAAUAACAUCUUCCUGUAUGGUUGCGGUAACACUGAUCGCCAGUUCUGGCUUCAUGAGCGAGUCUUUCCUUUAAUGUUAAGCAAAAAUGCACCAGAUAAGUUUUCUUUUCACAGUUGUAACUUUAAAGUCCAAAAGUGCAAAGAAGGAACAGGACGAGUUGUGAUGUGGCGGAUGGGAAUCCUAAACAGCUACACCAUGGAGUCUACUUUUGGCGGGUCCACCCUGGGCAAUAAAAGAGACACUCACUUUACCACUGAGGAUCUGAAAUCCCUGGGUUAUCAUGUCUGUGACACCCUUCUCGAUUUCUGUGAUCCUGACCGAACCAAGUUCAUGCAGUGUCUGGCAGAGCUUAAAGAGCUCUUACAACAGGAAAUCCAUAAGAAAUUCAAGGAACUUGGACAAGAUAUGGAUUUAGAAAGAAGCUGGAGUGACAUCUCUUUGUCUGACAUUGAAUCCAGCACCAGCGGUUCUGACAGCUCCCUCUCGGAUGGCCUCCCUGCUCACCUUCUGAACAUAGCAGAUGAGUUGAAUCAGAAGAAGAUGAUGUAUAAGAAGAAAAAAAAGCCACUUAAGUCGAGAAAACAGCGAAACAAACAGUAUCAGAAAAAUACUUUGAUGCCGGACUCAGAGAUAACUGAAGACGCCCCAGAAAGGGCAAGAUUUCCUUCUCUGCAAAAGCAUCCUGCUUUUUUCAGAACUUCAGAGAAUGCCAGUUCUUCAGUGAUAAAUAAUGAAAAACCAAGGUUGAGUAAGUCCCAGUUAAACGGAAGAGGCAAGAGCACCUCCCUGGACCCAACAAAUAUGACCUCCUUGAUUUUGGCUAAGAAUAAAGACAGAAUACAGAAACAGAAGCCAGGAUUUACAGUAUCUUGCGAUCCAAAGAAAAGCACCAACCCCAGCCAAGAGCCAGCUCCACCCGUGAAGCCAAGCUGGUCCAGGAGCAGAUGUCCUGGCACACAGGGAAGCCACAGGACCGCCGUGGCAUACCCAUCCUUGCACAUCUACACCUACCCGUAGAGCGCCCGGACCAGGCCACACAGGCUCUGCCUCGCUGUGCUUUGGGUUAGGUGCAUUUUGUAACGAAGGGAUUUGUGUGCUCGGGAACUUCAUUCACUGGUUGUAUUCUGUGUUGUGUGUCCAUCAUGCACCACCCUCACCCCAGGAGCUUACAUUGUGCGCAGGAUCUCAGGACGCAUACCUCACGACUUAAAUUAUUUUUUCAUGAAAUGAAAUUUUAUUGUGAUGUAUCCAAAAGCUUCCCUUAUAAGAAAUUGAACUGUGUGCUCGUGAAACAACAACACAGAUAUACCUCAGUUUACAUUUCUCUCUAAAAGUAUAUGCAAAGAAGCUUUAAAAGAGCAGAUUAUUUUAAACGUACUCUUGGCAGUUUGCUAUAUUAAAUAAAAAGUCUUGCGUCAGAACUUCCUAGUGACGAAUGAUCAGUCAGGUUGCGGUAUAUCAGGUUUGUUCAGGGUGAGGUGUCCCCACACAGAGGAAAAAACUCAUGUUAUUACCUGGAAGUCAGUGUUGCGUAUAUUAUGCUCAGCAUGGUUAUGUAAGUUUUUUAACCCAUUGAUUAAAAUUCUUUCUGUCCCACAACUUA